Molecule: messenger RNA, 4061 nt
Organism: Lemur catta (Ring-tailed lemur)
Lineage: Eukaryota; Metazoa; Chordata; Mammalia; Primates; Lemuridae
Gene: IKZF3
Product: IKAROS family zinc finger 3
Exons: 3
Coding region: 236-1024 (262 amino acids)
Biological process (GO): regulation of transcription by RNA polymerase II
Cellular component (GO): nucleus
Molecular function (GO): RNA polymerase II transcription regulatory region sequence-specific DNA binding; DNA-binding transcription factor activity
Source: RefSeq, a predicted model, not a curated record
UGUUGUCACAGAGCCCAACACACCCUCUGUAUGGACCCCCUGUAACCCUCGAGGGUUACUGAAUGUCGCUUGUGCUCUCCCUCUAGUCGAGAAACCCUACAAAUGUGAGUUUUGCGGAAGGAGUUACAAACAGAGAAGUUCCCUUGAGGAGCACAAGGAGCGCUGCCGCACAUUUCUUCCAAGCACUGACCUGGGGGACACCGCAAGCGCAGAGGCAAGACACAUCAAAGCAGACAUGGGAAGUGAAAGAGCUCUCGUUCUGGACAGAUUAGCAAGCAAUGUGGCAAAACGAAAAAGCUCAAUGCCUCAGAAAUUCAUUGGUGAGAAGCGCCACUGCUUUGAUGUCAACUAUAAUUCCAGCUACAUGUACGAGAAAGAGAGUGAGAUGAUACAGACCCGAAUGAUGGACCAAGCCAUCAAUAACGCCAUCAGCUAUCUGGGCGCCGAAGCCCUGCGCCCCUUGGUCCAGACACCGCCUGCUCCCACCUCCGAGAUGGUUCCAGUGAUCAGCAGCAUGUAUCCCAUAGCCCUCACCCGGGCUGAGAUGCCCAAUGGUGCCCCUCAGGAGAUGGAAAAGAAGAGCAUCCACCUUGCAGAGAAGAGCGUGCCUUCCGAAAGAGGCCUCUCCCCCAACAACAGUGGCCACGACUCCACGGACACUGACAGCAAUCACGAAGAACGCCAGAAUCACAUCUAUCCGCACAACCACCUGGCCCUUCCUCGGGUCCGCAACGGGAUGCCACUUCUGAAGGAGGUCCCUCGCUCUUACGAACUCCUCAAGCCCCCACCCAUCUGCCCAAGAGACUCCAUCAAAGUGAUCAACAAAGAGGGCGAGGUGAUGGAUGUGUAUCGGUGUGACCACUGUCGUGUCCUCUUCCUGGAUUAUGUGAUGUUCACCAUUCACAUGGGCUGCCACGGCUUCCGUGAUCCCUUUGAAUGUAACAUGUGUGGAUACCGGAGCCACGAUCGGUAUGAGUUUUCAUCUCACAUAGCCAGAGGAGAACACAGAGCCAUGCUGAAGUGAAUAUCUCGUCCCAAAGAUUGUCCCAGAGUGUUCAACAUCGUUUUUUAGAACCAGUAACCCCACCUAACAGAUUGCUCUCAAAACACACUCAGUUCCAAGCUCCUUUUCAGACCAUUUUAGGUAUCCAAAGAGUGGUGUUUACAUGGGUAGCCAAAGAAACACUGUCUUCAUUCCGAAAUUAUUUGCAGGUCUAUCAUGUUAUUACUUUUGCAAAAUCUUUGGGUGCCCAUCAGGGACUUGAAUUUUUAUGGAACUUAAGAGUCAAAGAAGUAUUGGUCAUUAUCUUUUGCAGCAAUAGAAUGGGCAUCCGUUGAAGUUCGUUGCCAGUCGGAACAGUCCCCCCGCUGUGCUGCAUGAGACAUUCUUUCUGAGCUGCAUCAGCCGUAUGUGGAGAAGCUUUUCGAUCAUAUGCCCAAAUCCACAAAGAGGAAGAGCUGACCAGCUGACCUUGCUGGGAAGCCUUGCCCAUCUGCACUUCACACAAGGCGGAAGGGUUAGGAUAUAAUCUCUCCAACCCAAAUGGUGGUCUAAGAGCAAGAAAAAAAACAGCCAUAAAAUAAGUAUCUGUUACCAGUAACUGAAGACCCCAUUCUCCAAGCAUCAGCCCCAUUACCUAUCAAAUAAUAUUACAGUAAUAGUAAUAAGCAUCUGAUGACACUUCUGGUCCUACCCUGCACCCGCCCAUCUCCAGUGAAAAGCUGAGCUACUUUGGCCUGAACCAGUUGUCUAUAGGCGAAAUUCUAUACUGAUGGUUUUAAACAGACCAUCACUGAAACCCCAGGAAGUUGUCCACUGUGGCAUCCCUUUCCUUUGACCCAGAUUGGCUGAGUGGGGGUCCGAGGAGGGAAAUGAUUUGGCAGCACCAACAGGAAAAAAAAAACAGAAACAAACAAACAAAAAAAAAACUACAACCACCUAACGUUCUUGGUCUCCUCCUUCAUGAAGCAUUGGUGGUACCAACCCAAAGCAAACAUGCCAGUGGUUUUUCCCACAAAACAUACGGAAGCAUCCAAAAAGUAUGGCUUAGCCCCCCCUUCCCCACAGGAGAGGAAUCAAGGAGAGAUGCUGUGUGUGUUGUUUAGAUCAGAGCUGAGCUUGGGGAUGGAGUGAGGAAGAGGACACCUCUACUAACAGGUUCUCCUGGAUCAGGCAGGUUUGGGGCUCUUCCCCCUGCCCCAUGUAAAUGGAGCUACUUUUUUCCUCAAAAAUUCCUGAAAGUCUGAUCUGGGUUCUACAGAUGUAUCAGUCAUCUUUGUCACUAAUAAUGAGGACACACUAUCAAGGAGAAAUGCUAUGAUCAUUGUAAAAUUAGCACUAGAAUAGGGGUUACAAAAUGUUUGCUAAUUCCAUAUUCGCCACUCAUUAGCUGUGUGACUUUGAGCAAAUCAUUUAACUCUUAAAACUCAGUUUCCUCAUCCAUAAAAUGGGAACUGAACUGAGACAUUCUCUAAGGUCUUUUCCAGCUUUACAUUUUUACGUGAUUAUGUAGUAACCACAGUUAUUUUUUAAACCUCUUAAUGUCUGGCUAUUAAGCAGAGGAGCAUAUAUGUGAAGACAUGUUUCACAUUUCUUUGGUGUGAAAAUGGUAGGGCGUUCAGUCUUUCCUUUAACCACUGAGUUGUGAACGUGAAGAAGAUAGUGGAGAGAAACAAAAAACAGGAAGGUAUUUUGAUCUUGCCCCAAAGUGUACAUACAAAUUGGCACCUGCAGCCAAAGGCUUUUUUUUUUCUUGUUAAGAACUUGUGUUAGGGAAAAUAAAUUCUGCUUCCACAGACAACUUCAUGAGCCUAUUUACAAAUUAAGAGCCAGCUUUGGGAACAUCUCUAUCAGAGCCAAGAAUCCCAAAUUCCUAGUAGAUCAGUGUUUUCUUUCUAAAGGGCUUAUGCCUUCAGCUCCAACUCAACUCGUUCGUGUGCUGCCAGUAAUUAAAAUGUCCCACCUCAGACUGCACAAAUGGCUUCUCCUACUUUGUAGCAUGGCGUCUAUCUCAGGGAAAAAAGGUUUUAUGCAAUUCCAUGGCAACAGUCCCAACAUGUUUGAGAUUUCAGCUGAAGGACUAGAUGUAUUUUGGUGCGCAGUCUUCAGUAUGUCACCAUGUUUCCAUAAUACUAGACUCUAAGCUAUGCCAGGUUGCUUAUGCCCAUUGUGAAAGAGGAGUUGCUCAUUAUACUCUUGAAAUAUCGCACAUCCUGUCGACUCUUUGGGGGACAAGAGAAAGAGAACUUGGAAGCAAGGAUGAGUAGGAGAGAAAGCUAGGGAAAGAGCAUUUCCUCCAGGUUAGUGUUAAAGUCUUUGCUGAAGAGACCCACUUUUGCAUCUCAAAAUGGUGAAACGAAGGCCCGUUCCACCAACCUGGGGACUGUCCUCAUAGAUAGGACUCUCCUUUUUCCUGUGACUAAUGGAUUUGCUGAAUGAGCUCCAUUCUUCCGAGGUUAUUUUUCUCAGUGGGGUGUCCACUCACAAAGGCUGUACUUUCUUCAUAGCAUUCUAAGCCUACCUUGGGGCCCAUCAAUUCCAGAGAAAAUUUACAUGAAUUAUAAGAAUUUAUACAUUCUUAAGUCUUGAAGUUGAGCCAGGUAUGCAGUGGUUCCCACCACACAUGGUUAACCACACACACUCCCUAUGCUGUACUAAUUAACUUGCCCCCCUUGCUAGGGCUGGGGGUGAAGGUGAGGAGAAUGUCACCAAGAUGCCUAAUGAGAACGGCUGAGUCAGGAUUUGCCUCUGCCACGCUGAGCAGUGAAGUCCUGUGGCAGCUUCAGGCAGUACGUUGACUUUCUCCUGCGCACUCCCUCUGAACGUGAGCUCUGCAGGGCUCUCGCCUUCAUUUCCCACCGACUCUGUCAUGAGACAGGCCUUCCAGGAGGCUAUGAUCUGAGGAACGACCAAACCCAUGAAAAGUUCACUCACAGCCAAGGUGGCAGAAUUGGGGUGAGGGUGAAAAAGAAUAGAACCGGCUCUCCAACUGUUUGUUUUGUUUUGGUUUUUUUUAAUUUUUUUUUAGAGAUAAGAUCUCACUGUGCUGCCCAGGCUGGCC